ACGUCACCAUAAUGUCCGCUACAACUACGGCUGACAAAACAGCGGUAGCAAUCAGUGCUCCGGAAUCAAGUCUACCCGGUAAUCAACAGCAAAUCAAGUUGAAUGGAGCUGCUAGGAAGCGGUACAAGCGUAUGAUUGCUGAUGGAGUAGACUCAAAGGAGGCGUACCGUCUCGCUCGCAUUCCGUGGCAAACACCAGUUUUAGAAAAACGGUCGCGCAAUUCCGAUCUUAGUGGCUCUAACAGUGGUGGAGGGAAUCCGCCUAAGAAAGAAAAUUUCUGCUCAAAUUCUGAUCCAAAAAAUGGAUCAAACAACCCACCUCAGAUAAAAUUUUCGGUCCAAAAUCGUUUACAACUGCAUUCAAAUGUACGCUCUGGACGUGAAGAAACUAUACAGAGCGACAACAAGCCGUCUUUCAGUUCUGUUUUACAAUACGUUAGGGUAGGAAUCGUUCCGAAAGACUACCCUGACGUAGAACUUUCCUCUCAACAAUUAUUGGCAACACGAAAAGCCAUUCUUGCAAACGUUGUGCAACAACGUAAAGAAUUAAUUAAACCCAAAUUUGGUCAAUGUUCGUUCAGGCCCGGGCAUCUUAUUCUCGUCUGCAAAAACCAAGAAACAGCGAAUUGGCUAAAAGGCACAGCUUCUACUUUAUCCAUUCCUGGAGAAGUAGAACUCGUUGCCUUGGACGAGAAAAGCAUUCCACGGCCUGAUAUUAUUAUCGGGUUCUUUCCUGUGAGCGCAGAAGACAACACAGAUGAGAUUCUGGCGCUUCUCGAAAGCCAAAACGAUGGGUUAAACACAGAUGCAUGGCGCAUAAAGGAGCGAAAUACCAUCAAUGAAUUACACGCUGAACUUAUUUUUACGGUUGAUGGAGCUUCGAUGGACACAAUCAAGAAGUGUGAAUUCCUUCUUGAUUAUAAGUUCGGGACAGCUCCACUCCAUCGCAAGCUUCCAUCCAAGAAAUAA
Messenger RNA from Aedes albopictus (Asian tiger mosquito), 968 nucleotides. RefSeq lists its product as uncharacterized. The transcript has a single exon. The record is from RefSeq and is a predicted model, not a curated record. Lineage: Eukaryota; Metazoa; Arthropoda; Insecta; Diptera; Culicidae. The coding region runs from base 12 to 968 and encodes 318 amino acids.